AGAAUUCUUACGACUCGUCACAGGCAAAGGUGUCAUUUAUGCAGAUGGAGCCGAUCACAUGCGGCAACGGAGGCUCAUACAACCAGCGUUCCAAGCCACUUUCGUCCACAGCCUGACUCCGGUAUUCUCUGGUUGUGCUUAUAUACUAGCGACUCGCUGGAAAGCCCUCAUGAACGAACAUAAAGUCGAAAAGAUAGACAUGAACGUGUAUCAGUGGAUAGAGCUCCUGACCAUGGAAUCAUUAGGACGAGCCGCUUUCGGAGUGGAGUUUAACAGCAUUGCUGGAGAACAGCAUGAAUUGAUGCAAGCCUACCGGGGUAUAAUCAGCAGAGGAUAUUCCCGACCAACCAAAAUCGAAAUCGCCUUGCAAGCAUUAGCUCUUCGGCUUCCACCUUGGAUUCUCUCUCGACUCGAUUGUAUUCCCACCAAACGAAUGCGUCAAUUGAGAGCCGCGAAAUCAAUUGCGGAAGACGAUAAGACAGAGGACCGCGAUUUGCUGAGCGUCUUGGUUAGGGCCGGUGAGCCGGACGAAAGAGGCAAACUUCAACCCAUGACAGAUCAGGAGAUAUACGACCAACUUACAACCUCCGUCGUCGCCGGAUUUGAGACUGUAGGCAACACGACCAAUUAUGGAUUAUACGAACUCGCUCGUAACCCGGACAUUCAACGAAAACUCUUCGCCGAAGUCUCCCAGGUGCUCGAGCCAAUGUUCGAGGACGAAAAUCAGCCCGGGUUCGAUUAUGCGAAGUUAAACGCUAUGCCCUAUCUUAACGCAUUUGUGAAGGAGGUUUUGCGUGUUCAUUCGCCAGUCUCGUACGGGCUGUUUCAAGCCAGAGUUGAUGACGUGAUACCACUAUCAAAUCCUAUUCCCACCCCAAACGGCCCAGUGAAGCAAGUUCCCAUCAGCGCUGGUCAGAGAAUCUUCGUUGCGCUCGACGGUGCAAAUCACCAUCCCGACAUCUGGGGAACCGAUGUAGACGAAUUCAAGCCGGAGCGCUGGCUUAUCGCCGAUCCAGCGGAGAUCAGACCAGAACAACGAAUAGGAGGUCCAUACGACAACAUUGCCAGCUUCGGAGGGGGUCCCAAGACUUGCUUAGGAUGGAGAUUUGCUGUCGUGGAACUGCAGAGUUUCUUGGCGGUCCUCGUCCGGGAGUAUGAAUUCGAUCUGAUCAGUAAAGAAUAUCAGCUCUGGAAAGAUGGAUGUUUCGUUGCGCCGGCUGAGAGGGGCAAGGCGGACAUGGGUCCACGGCUACCUUUGCGCAUCACCCGGAGGUCAAACCGCUGA
This is a messenger RNA of Punctularia strigosozonata HHB-11173 SS5, 1285 nucleotides long. RefSeq names its product cytochrome P450. Gene Ontology annotation, molecular function: heme binding; iron ion binding; oxidoreductase activity, acting on paired donors, with incorporation or reduction of molecular oxygen. The transcript is spliced from 16 exons. The record is from RefSeq and is a predicted model, not a curated record. Bases 59 to 1285 code for a protein of 408 amino acids. Lineage: Eukaryota; Fungi; Basidiomycota; Agaricomycetes; Corticiales; Punctulariaceae.